Danio aesculapii is the source of this 1159-nucleotide messenger RNA. RefSeq names its product RNA transcription, translation and transport factor (gene rtraf). The transcript is spliced from 8 exons. Gene Ontology annotation, cellular component: tRNA-splicing ligase complex. The coding region runs from base 109 to 837 and encodes 242 amino acids. Gene Ontology annotation, molecular function: RNA binding. The record is from RefSeq and is a predicted model, not a curated record. Lineage: Eukaryota; Metazoa; Chordata; Actinopteri; Cypriniformes; Danionidae. Gene Ontology annotation, biological process: tRNA splicing, via endonucleolytic cleavage and ligation.
CUAUAUCCGGUCUCCCAGUGGCAGUUGAAGGCUGUAGUAAAUUUGUGGCUUUCUAAACAGAUUCGUGUAUCUAUUAACGCCAUUAAAUAAUUUUUCAGUGGAAAAGGGAUGUUUCGCAGAAAGCUCACGGCCUUAGAAUACCACAACCCGACUGGAUUUGACUGUAAAGAUGAAACCGAGUUUAGAAACUUCAUAGUUUGGCUGGAAGAUCAAAAAAUCAGACACUACAAGAUUGAAGACAGAGGAAACCUCAGAAAUAUUCCCAGCUCAGACUGGCCUAAGUAUUUUGAAAAGUACCUUCAAGAUGUGAACUGUCCAUUCAGUGUUCAGGAAAGACCGGAGACUGUUGACUGGCUACUGGGCCUUGCUGUUCGUUUUGAGUAUGGAGACAAUGUGGAGAAAUAUCGAAACUGCAAACCUGUGACGGAGACCAAUGAUGGGCAGAAGUCUGCAGACCCGUUAAUUAAUCUGGACAGUAACAAUCCAGAUUUUAAGGCUGGUGUCUUGGCUCUUGCGAAUCUUCUCAAAAUUCAGCGACAUGAUGACUAUUUGGUGAUGCUUAAAGCCAUUAGGAUCCUUGUACAGGAACGUCUGACACCUGAUGCUAUUGCAAAGUCCAGUCAAGCAAAAGAGGGUUUACCAGUCACCCUUGACAAGCAUAUUCUGGGAUUUGACACCGGAGACGCUACUCUGAAUGAAGCGGCUCAAGUUCUUCGUUUGCUUCAUAUCGAGGAGCUCAGAGAGUUACAGACCAAGAUUAAUGAAGCCAUCGUCGCAGUUCAGGCCAUCAUCGCAGACCCCAAGACAGAUCAUCGCCUCGGAAAGGUUGGCAGAUAAAAACAUCCGCCUGGACCUUGUAGAACAGACCCUCUCCAUCAGACUUGCUCUGUGAAAUAUGCUUGUUUUCAUUUACCAGACCGCAGAUAUCCUGUCGGAAUUCAAGGCAUUUUUGUGGGAAUGCCAAACGGGACUAUUUGUUUUUCAUUAUUACAUAUUUGCUUUACCCUGUCAGUUACAACAAAAAAGCAAAGAUUUAUUGCAAAAUUUUAUUUCAUUGUAACAUGUUAGCCUUUUGUGGAGGCACUUAGAAAAUGCUACAUGGGUUACCAUUAAAAACAGUAUGUUUUGUUGCUUAAUAAACCUUAAUUCAACACCGAAA